Molecule: messenger RNA, 1574 nt
Organism: Amblyraja radiata (thorny skate)
Lineage: Eukaryota; Metazoa; Chordata; Chondrichthyes; Rajiformes; Rajidae
Gene: coq3
Product: coenzyme Q3 methyltransferase
Exons: 6
Coding region: 19-1089 (356 amino acids)
Biological process (GO): ubiquinone biosynthetic process
Cellular component (GO): mitochondrion
Molecular function (GO): 3-demethylubiquinol 3-O-methyltransferase activity; polyprenyldihydroxybenzoate methyltransferase activity
Source: RefSeq, a predicted model, not a curated record
GGGACUGGUGCCCUAGCAAUGGCAACGCAUAGGGCGCUGUUGCAACUGCGGAUUGCGGGACGUGGCUCGUGCUCCAGGCUCCCGCUCCGGUUUCCAGAGCGUACACUCCGGGCAACGUUCUGGGGCUGGGCGGCGGCGGCGGCCACGGGUCCACGGGCGUCCAGGGAGCGACAGGUCCCGGGAGGCAACGUCUGCAGCUAUGCACGGGGUCCGCCUGGCUACGCGGCCGCCAGUCGGAGGUAUACCACAUCAAAGUCAACUGUGGACCCUGAUGAAAUGAAGACAUUUCAGGCCUUGUCACAAAAAUGGUGGGAUAGUAAUGGUGAAUUUGCAGCUCUGCAUGCUUUGAAUGAUCUUCGUGUUCCUUUUAUCCGCGAUACAUUAUUGACGUUCAGUGAAAAAAUGCACUUAGGACAUCCCCUUCAAGGUUUCCGGAUUUUAGAUGUUGGUUGUGGAGGAGGACUACUAAGUGAGCCACUAGGUCGACUUGGAGCAGUGGUGGUUGGAAUUGAUCCUUUAGAAGAUAAUAUCAGAACAGCAAAACUGCACCAAUUAUUUGAUCCAGUGCUGAAAGGGCAAGUAGAGUACACUGCUUGCUCUCUGGAGGAAAUGGCAAUGGAGGCAACAAAUACAUUUGAUGCAGUUGUAGCUUCUGAAGUUGUAGAGCAUGUUAACAACUUGGAAAUAUUUAUUAAAUGUGCUGCACAAGUGUUAAAGCCUGAAGGAUCACUCUUUAUCACAACAAUUAACAAAACAAUCCUGUCCUAUGCAAUGGCAAUUGUAGCAGCUGAAUAUGUAUUGAGAAUUGUACCAAGUGGGACACAUGAAUGGGAAAAGUUCAUCAGCCCUGAGGAGUUGGAGAAAUAUCUAGCAUCUAGUGGACUCACAGUUGAGGCUGUCAACGGAAUGCUGUUUAAUCCCAUAUUUGGUACCUGGAGUUGGAUUAAUGAUUGUAGUGUAAAUUAUGCUCUGCACGCAGUGAAAAGUAAAGUAGCUGAGCAAUCAGAUUUUGUCUCAGAAAGUAGUAACGGGAAAGAUAACGAUUCUGACCAAUCAGAAUCUAGUAGUUGCUCCAAAGACAAAUUGUAGAAGGAAUAAUUUAAUUCAUUUGUGUCUCAAAAAUACUGCUGUGCUAAUGUUUCAUGAUUAUCUCCAUCAUGUAUUCAAAACCUUUUCCAAGCUGCAUGAAGAUAUUUUACAUUGACAAAAAUAGCACAAUUUUCUAAAUGUAACAUAUAGAUAUGUAACGUACAGACUGAUAUCACUGACGUAAAUAUACUAUACAAAUUAUUUCUGAAAACUAGUAUUUCGGUAUGACUUUUGACAUGCUUUGUUUCGAACUAUAUGCUUGAAAUCUAGAUGACACUUUCAGACUUGUCUUGCUUUUUUGUAAUUUCCUCAGUCAAUCUAGCCUCUGUCAAAGUCCUUCUCUGCCUCCCAUAUUUCCAGAACUGCUCUGAUUUAACAAUGUUGAAAUUAUGUUUGUAUAUCAAAUUUAUCAAGAGUAAUAUCAAGGUUACAGGAUUUUGUUAAUCAGGGAUUAUUUUUACAUUAAACAGUGAUUUUUAAUCUGC